UGUCACACGUGCUCCCUGUCACACGUGCUCCCUGUCACACGUGCUCCCUGUCACACGUGCUCCCUGUCACACGUGCUCCCUGUCACACGUGCUCCCUGUCACACGUGCUCCCUGUCACACGUGCUCCCUGUCACACGUGCUCCCUGUCACACGUGCUCCCUGUCACACGUGCUCCCUGUCACACGUGCUCCCUGUCACACGUGCUCCCUGUCACACGUGCUCCCUGUCACACGUGCUCCCUGUCACACGUGCUCCCUGUCACACGUGCUCCCUGUCACACGUGCUCCCUGUCACACGUGCUCCCUGUCACACGUGCUCCCUGUCACACGUGCUCCCUGUCACACGUGCUCCCUGUCACACGUGCUCCCUGUCACACGUGCUCCCUGUCACACGUGCUCCCUGUCACACGUGCUCCCUGUCACACGUGCUCCCUGUCACACGUGCUCCCUGUCACACGUGCUCCCUGUCACACGUGCUCCCUGUCACACGUGCUCCCUGUCACACGUGCUCCCUGUCACACGUGCUCCCUGUCACACGUGCUCCCUGUCACACGUGCUCCCUGUCACACGUGCUCCCUGUCACACGUGCUCCCUGUCACACGUGCUCCCUGUCACACGUGCUCCCUGUCACACGUGCUCCCUGUCACACGUGCUCCCUGUCACACGUGCUCCCUGUCACACGGACGACUUUAACCAGCGGAGAGUUUGCCCACUGAUGCCAGGACUCCUGGAAUGCCAACACUCGGACGAACGCGGCCUUGUCUCUACUGGAACAGCCUGGCUAGGGACGAGCGGCAAGUCCGGGAACAGUAUUGCCGAAACGCUGUCAGGGGCCCGUAGCCUUUGCGCUCUCCGGUGUCUCUAA
Messenger RNA from Hemiscyllium ocellatum (epaulette shark), 864 nucleotides. Its product is annotated as mucin-4-like. The annotation marks the transcript as partial. NCBI's taxonomy places the organism in Eukaryota, Metazoa, Chordata, Chondrichthyes, Orectolobiformes, Hemiscylliidae. The record is from RefSeq and is a predicted model, not a curated record. The transcript has 2 exons.